AUGGCUCACCUAGAUGUAGAGGCCCUUCUCGACGCCGCCGCGAGCGGCGACGGCCAAGACCGCAGCGGCGGACGCAGCCCACGCAUCGACGACGCGCGCAACGGCGGCGCCCAUACGGCCAACGGUCAUCACAGCGGACGCAGCAGCCGGAGCCGCAGCCUGAGCCGUACGCGCUCCCGCUCGCCACGCAGUGACCGCGAACGUGAGCGUGAACGUGCCGAUCGCGAUCGAGCUGACCGUGAUCGUGAUCGCAGACGGCGAGAGCCGCGCAGCCAGAGCCCACGCGGCAACGCCAACGGCACCAGCGGAGGUGCCGGCGCCGAUGUCUCUUACGUCCACAGCGACGACCGUGAACGCACACCAGCCCGCAGCGAGGCGGGCAGCCACCGCAGCAGCCGGCGCCGGAGCCGGAGCCCUCGGCGGCGCCGGCGCAACCGCGGCCAUGGCGGUGGCGGUGACCGUUCGCGGUCGCGUUCUCCCAACAGAUACUACCGGCCACGCGACUCUAGGCGCGAUCGCGAUGACCGAUUGAGUGGCCGCUCGCCCCGUGACCGUUCCCGCGACCGUGUUGACCGGUACGGACGCGAUCGGUCGCGGGAGUCGCGUCGUGGUGGCGGCGGCGGCCGCUCUGCAUCGCCACCGGCCGUCGGUGAGCGCGAUCGACGGACUGUUUUCGUGCAACAGCUGGCGGCCCGUCUGCGGACGCGCGAGCUCAAGGAGUUUUUCGAAAAGGCCGGCCCUGUUGCCGAGGCUCAGAUUGUCAAAGAUCGCGUGAGCAACCGCUCAAAGGGUGUCGGCUAUGUUGAAUUUAAGAGUGAAGACACGAUUGCUGCGGCGCUCCAGCUCACAGGCCAGAAACUGCUAGGUAUCCCUGUUAUUGUCCAGGUCACGGAGGCUGAGAAGAACCGGCAAGUACGUAACACCGCAGAAACUCCGACCGGCGGGAACGCCACGGGCGUGCCCUUUCACCGGCUUUACGUCGGCAACAUCCACUUUAGCAUUACUGAGUCCGACUUGCGCAAUGUUUUCGAGCCUUUUGGCGAGCUCGAGUUUGUUCAGCUGCAGAAAGACGAGUCCGGCCGCAGCCGUGGUUACGGCUUUGUCCAAUUCCGCGAUAGCAACCAGGCGCGUGAGGCGCUCGAGAAGAUGAACGGCUUUGAUUUGGCAGGACGUCCGAUUCGUGUCGGCCUCGGAAACGAUAAGUUUACCCCCGAGUCUACUGCUCAUCUGAUGCAGCGAUUCCAGGGCCGCGACCAAGCACACAACGGCAACAGCCGCGACGCGGACCGCCGUGGCAAUGGUGGCGCCUCCGGCAAUUUCGACCGCGCGGGCGCCCGCGAUAGCGACAAAGGUAGUGGUGCUGGUGCACUGGAUGAUACGGAUGUUGCUGGCGUCAACUUCAAUAGUUACAGCCGAGAUGCUCUCAUGAGAAAACUCGCUAGGACCGAUGACGUUGGAACCUCGUCGUCGUCGCCUGCCACCAACGGUGCCGGCCACAACGGCUACAACACUGCGAACGGUGGCAGCGACGCCGUCGAGCAGCAGCGCCCGAUUAUGAAGCCCCGCAACGACCCGAAGCCGCUCCCGGUCGGCGUCAACGUGAACCUGGCCAGCCGCUGCGUGGUCCUGCACAACAUGUUUGACGCCGCCGAGGAGGAGGGCGACGAUUGGGUCAAGGAGCUGGAGGACGACGUCCGCCAAGAGGCCGAAGACAAAUACGGCCACGUCCUGCACGUGGCCCUCGACCAGAACUCCAACGGCGACAUCUACCUCAAGUUCGACAAGGUGCAGGGCGGCGAGAACGCCAUCAAGGGUCUCAACGGCCGUUACUUUGGUGGUCGUAUGAUCACUGCCGCGCCCGUUGUUGAUGCCGUCUACAGCAGUUUGUUUUCGCGGUCCAAGGCGAUGUAA
Molecule: messenger RNA, 1911 nt
Organism: Sporothrix brasiliensis 5110
Lineage: Eukaryota; Fungi; Ascomycota; Sordariomycetes; Ophiostomatales; Ophiostomataceae
Product: RNA-binding protein 39
Exons: 3
Coding region: 1-1911 (636 amino acids)
Biological process (GO): mRNA processing
Cellular component (GO): nucleus
Molecular function (GO): RNA binding
Source: RefSeq, a predicted model, not a curated record